UCCCUGAUAUUCUUCCUCUGAUUUUUGUGACCGCUAUCCGUUGAUCUUUCUCCGGGCGCGUGGUACUUAUUUCCUGUCGUCGCUAUCUCCUCGUCGCCCAGUCGCUCGAUCUCUCCUCUAGCGCGCAGCCACUCCUUUCUCUCUCUCUGGUCUGCUUCCAGCCGAGCAGUGCCAUGGCGUUCCUCUCUCCCUCUGUGCACGGCGCUCGCUUCUCCCUGGCGCCCGGCCAGAAUUUCUUGCGGCGCGAAGCUUGCUCCCUGCGCCCGUCCCCCAUGGCGCUCGGCCGCCCAGCUGUUUCUUCCUCCUUGCGCUCGGAUUUCCUCUGCUCCAUGGCGAACUCGCCCCAGCCCCCAGCUCGGAUCCCUGCCUCUGCUCGCGCCGGUGCUCGCCCCUCUGCUAUCUCCAUGCCCGAGCUCGUCCUCCAGGUUGCCCCAUGGCGCUCGGCCUCACCCCCUUGCCCCAGCGCCAUCGGCUCCCCGUCCAGCUUCAACCUCGCCGUCGGUCUCGUCUCUGUUCAAGCCGCCAUCGCGCCGUGCCAGUUGUCCAUCUUUGAUCCUCGCCUCGACGUCAUCUUGCCGUGCAACGCUUGCUUGGUGCUCGACAAAACGCCUAAAUCAGGACCAUCGUCGUUCUCGCGAUCAUCGAGUUGGUUUAGGUACGCUAGUUGGUCACGUGAUGCAAAGGUCAAGAGCCAAGUAUUCCCCAAGAGGAUGCAAAGAGUGGACAUCUCCGCAAGACGAUGUCAUCAGUCGGGCCAACCUGAAGAUGGAUAGACUGAGCGAGUGGCAGAACAAAAGCUCCUCGCCAAAGGGUCAUCGUCUAACAACACUAACCUAGUGUUUAUUCCAGGCAAGCCCCGGUGCAUGCAACCCCUUCCUUGUGUUUUUAAAUAAUUUUUGCACACUUUAAGUCUAGUGAAAUGUGCAUUAGGUUUAUAGGAGUUGCUUGAAACCCUUUGAUGCAUUGCCUUCCUUGAUAUCCAUACCUUUAUAGAUACUUCUGGUGAAGUAUCAAAAAUAUGAUUUACAAAAAUGCUUAGCCCUGCUUAGAUCUUGUGGAUAGAGGUUGUCUUUUGCAAUACUGCCUAGCUCAGGGGUUAUCCUGAGGAAGGAUGGCUUCUACCUGCAAGAAUAUAUAUUUUCAUUGGGAGCAUGGUGGGAUCUUACUGCAAAGUUCCCUGUGAUGCUCUUUUCAUCCUAAGGAACACAAACAAUCCUAAGGGUGGAAAUACGUAAAUCGGGACUUGGGCUAGGAACAGGUGAUGUUCUACCCAGGUUGAUUAAGGAUUGAUGCGUGUGUAGGCUUGAUGAUCGAGGACCCUUUAACUGGUCACAUGCCUCGUCAUGGGUAAGCCUUGCCUCGGGCAGACUAAGGCCAGAAUAAGAUAACACGGAAUGGGCGUGGAGCGGUGGCGAGAGUAGCGUGUACCCUCCGUGGCAAGAGGCUGGACGGUGGUGUAUCUGUGCUCUCGGUUCGCGUGAACCUGAUCUGGUCUUAAGAACCCCGGUGGCGGGUUGACAUAUGCAAGGGUUAAGUGCUACAUAUGUCGUGUGAUUGGAGAUCCUCAGCUGAGUAUAAUCGAUUCGGAUCGCCGUACCUUCGCGGUUAUGAAGACUUGGUCACUGCCCUACAACCUAAGUCAGGAUGUGAACCUCAUGCAUAAAAAUGAUGUUGUAUUGAUGAGAUGGUGAAAUUAGACCAGAUGCAAACAGAGUCUAUUAAUAUUUAAUCUGGCGUUAAAACAUUGAAAGUAAGGAUUCACUUUAGUAAGCUAUUUUCUGCAAAAGUAUCUAAGUUGAUUCUUGCUAAAGUCUCUCCUUGAUUCCCAAAUCCAGCAUAUCCUUGAGAGUCUUUUCUUUAGUCGGGUAAGUCUUGCUGAGUAAUUCCAUACUCAGGGUUUUAUUCCCUGUUGUUUUUCAGGUUAUAGUUUUGUGCUGCUGUUGAUGGUGUUAAGUGCCGGUGGGCUCGGCCUUCUUAUAUAAGUAUACCCCGUCUUUAUCUUCUUAUUGAGGAUGGUCACUUGAGCUAGCAUAUAUUUCAAAACUAUAAAUAAUUUAUAACAGUUCAAAGUUUCUUUCUUUGAAUCACUGUAGUAAUCACUCCGAUCAUGUACGAAGUAAAUUUUUGUAACUUGUAAAAUUUGGUAAUAAGAUUUCCGCUGCAAAAUAUUGGUGUGUGUGAUUUGUGUUACUUAAUCCCGCGGUUCUGGUUGUAAGUGGUUUAUCUGAUGUCCUUGGGGCACUCGGACGGAUCCUGUUAAGUUAUUUGGUGCACAUGCAUAGCCGUCUGAGGUCUUUGAGACAAGGACAUGUGCAUGUGGGCCCAAUAACUUGGGAGGUUCUGCCACAGCUGGUAUCAGAGGAGGAUUAAGUAUAAUACGGUCACAUACGUAUUUUAAAAACAAAGUUUUGGUUUCGAAAAACCUAUUUUCAACUAAACCCAUUGUUUGACUUUGAAAAACAGUUUUGAAAAACUAUAAUGCUAGCAACAUCCUCUAUUAAGCCCUAAACUAAGGACUAUCAGGUGGCUUAUUUGAAAACCACUAACCCACAACCGAGGGUAUUGCAUACAUGUGUAUUGUUAUUUUUGAGGCCAUUCAGUUUUUAAUGGAUCGACACUCAAGGUAAGGUGAGAUGUGAGAGCAUGACCGAACAAACGUCGGUCUAGGGGAGUGCUUAAUUGUUGCGCUUGAUUAUAUACAUGUUCCACAUAUGUAUAUAUGAAGGCUGCGAUGUGGAGUAUUUACUUUUCUGGGAAUCAGUACCCCAUGAAUGUGUAUGGAUAUACAUACAGACAUGGGAAUACUAAGAAGUGUAAUGCACUUGUAACGACGCACCUACGCUCAGGUAAGAAGGUGAGUUACCAUAAUGAGUUGCCCUAUGGUUAAAGUGUGGCAACAGCGCCUACGCGUGGCUCGGCGCUUAAUGAAGAGCUGGCCUCCAUAUAGAAAAAUAUGGAGUAUAAACUGAGAUAAACUGUCAUGUGUGAACUGCAUCAUGGAAAAAUGGGAUGUGAUGGAUUUUUUCUGCAGGUACACUAACCUCGAAAACGUAUGUGUAGUUGACGACUAGCAAGAUACCGAGAGAGAACGUAUGCCACCGACAUAGAACGUUAUUGCCACAGUGUGUUGGCAAAAUCAGUGAGGACGAAUAGGACGAGCAUGCAUCCUGAUUGUUGCAUCAUGUUUGUCACCUAUACACCCAAAAUGCUUCUCUCAUCUUUAUUCCAACAACCAUUGAUUGUAGAUAAUGUGGUGUAAUGCGGUAUUACGGACUUCGAUGAAAUAGCUGUCCUCCGUUCUUUAGAUAAUCUAUUAAGGUGUCAUAUGUGUUUUCCCUUGUACUGGAUGUGCCGAUAGAAGGUUGUGACCUGUUUGUUUAAACCAAAAAUUAGGCCAUGUUCUUAUUUAGUGAACCAUGCCCCAAAUUUGAAUGGUCCAUUAUCACUCCAUGAUAAAGCCCAUACAAAUAAAUGCGUAGACAAUUUCCUUAUUGGACAUAAAAUGUACCUAAGCUUAAAACAAGGAUCUCAAGUCAUGUCUCCUUUUAGAACCAUUCCCUUGUUCAGUUGAUGCAGGUUGAGGUCCCUAUUGUAUUCGGCCUCUCCUUGUGUAUCAUCUUGUCGCCUUAUUAACCUAACCUAGGAAAAGCUUGUCUGACCAUUUUCUUAAAGUUUGAUGCCUUUGGAUUCCCCAUCUCUAUUGAAGGCCUACCAACUUAAUCUUAUGAUUGUUUUCCCUCUGUAUCUAAUCAGAUACUAAUCCUUGACCUU
Molecule: messenger RNA, 3771 nt
Organism: Zea mays
Lineage: Eukaryota; Viridiplantae; Streptophyta; Magnoliopsida; Poales; Poaceae
Exons: 2
Coding region: 174-773 (199 amino acids)
Source: RefSeq, a predicted model, not a curated record